AUGGCGGAAACCAAAAGAAAGCCAGUUUUCACCAAAGUUGAUCAGCUUCGCCCUGGAACGAAUGGGCACAAUCUGGUGGUGAAAGUUGUGAGCUCAAAGAUGGUGUUGCGGAAGGGCAGGCCUGAUGGGCCUCAAGCUCACCAGGUGCGAAUCGCUGAGUGUCUCGUGGGAGAUGAAACCGGGACGAUUUUGUUUACAGCUAGGAAUGAGCAAGUGGAGAUGAUGAAACCCGAGACUACUGUAAUUCUUCGAAAUGCCAAAAUCGACAUGUACAAAGGAUCCAUGAGGCUUGCUGUGGACAAAUGGGGUCGUGUAGAAGUGACUGAGCCCGCUAGCUUCACCGUCAAAGAAGAUAAUAAUCUCUCUCUUGUUGAGUUUAAGCAGCAACAGCAGCAGCUUGAGAUCAAGAAGCUCGACUAUGAGUUUGGUGGUAAAGCAUCCAGGAUCAUAUUGUUGUGGCGGCGGCGCUGGGCGGGGGACUGCGUCGGCGACGGCGGCUAUGGGAGAAUGGCGGCGGAUCUGGUGCGAUUCUGCUAUAUUCUCCACCUUCCCUGUCGGCGGCGCUCGCAUCAUCUCCCGCCUACCACAUCCUCUCCAACGCCGACCACCGCUGCCGACUGA
Striga hermonthica is the source of this 621-nucleotide messenger RNA. NCBI's taxonomy places the organism in Eukaryota, Viridiplantae, Streptophyta, Magnoliopsida, Lamiales, Orobanchaceae. The record is from the annotation of a GenBank genome assembly.